GGAGAAUCUGUUCCACACUUACACACACACACACACACACACACACACACACACACACACACACACAUAUAAGCUCUCGUCAUUUGUUUUGGUUUCCUGGCUCCCCAGCUGCUCUGACCCUUCCCUCCCCUCUUUCUCUCUUUCUCUGCUCUCCCUGGUCCAUUUCAGUCCUCUGCUCUCCUCCCUGUGGUUGUGAGUGUGUUUUUGGGUGAGCGAUGUGUUGUUCAGUGGGUUUUGCCAGGUCUCUGGGCCUGGCCCUGCUGCCUCUGGCCCUCUGCUGUAUCCUGGCCAACCUGCUGCUGCUGUUUCCUAUGGGAGAAAUCACCUACAUGCAGCAGGACCGCCUGGCCAGCUACAUCUGGUACUUUGGUGGACUAGGAGGAGGGGGACUGAUGAUGCUGAUUCCAGCUGUGGUCUUCAUCACUCUGGGGAAAUGUAGCUGCUGCUGGAAUGACAGCUUGAUGAUGUGCGGAUCAGUGUUGGCAGCUGUGGUGGGCCUGGUGGGGUCUGGCUACUGUUUCGUCGUAUCAGGAUUCGCCUUGGUGCAGGGACCUCAGUGCUUCACCUCUUUCGGAUGGUCUCACCCCUUUGCAGACCAUGGGGGCAGGUAUCUCCUACAACCAGAGAGUUGGUCGCAGUGUCUUCAGCCGGUUCAUAUCGUAGAGUGGAACGUGACUCUGCUGUGUGUGUUGCUGGGUCUGGCUGUGCUGGAGUUCAUCAUCUGUCUCUUGCAGCUGGGAAACGGUUUAGUCAACGCCGUCUGCCGACCCUGUUGCUAUAAGCAGGAGUAUAGUCUUAAUGCUUAGACAAACACACACACACACACACCCACACGUGUAUGUAGAUGCAUCUGCAGAGACACAAGAGCAUGUGUACACAUCAAAAAAUGUACACACUCAACAAGUAUGCACACACACAAGUCAUUUAUGGACACACACAAACGACUCAUUGCCCGGCAUUGUGUGUGUGUGUGUGUGUGUGUGUGUGUGUGUGUGUGUGUGUGUGUGUGUGUGUGUGUGUCUGUGAGUACAACACAACCUCUCUACUUACACACUUACAUAAUGUAUACAGUAUCAUGGACACCUGACAGCCAUGUAAGUGCAACCACUAUAUUUUCAAGCUUUUAUUUUGCCCUGUUAAAGGGGCAAAAAUGACUCUGCAGUCAUUGAGGAUGAUGAGUUUUUUAUUUUUAUUUUUCAAAGACAACAGGUAUUCAGUCCAUAAUAAUAUGGAUGUGUGUGUGCGUGACCUGAUUACUCACAAAGAGGAUGCAACUUACUUUGUACUCGGUGAAAGGAGGUUAAGAAGACCAACAUGUAUAAAUAAUAAAGACAAAGAACCCUUGAUAUUAAUAAUAGUAUUAUUAGCCAUACAGGAUAGUAAGUUUCAGUGAAGUAUUUGCCAGCAGUGUGUGAAAGAAAGAAAACUGCAACUUAAAUGUGCCUUAUUUGUUUUUUAAUGUCAAGGUUCCUCACUUAUUAUUAUUUGUGUACUUUGUAUACCUUCAUAAACUCAACAGCUACCCUACCAUGUGUAUUGUAUAAACAAAUAAUACAACAGUUCAAAUCAUUGUCAUUACACUAGUAUGCUUAGUGGAACAUGGCAGCCAUGUAUUGUUUGAUAAUGUUGGAAAUUAAGUUCUUGUGGAAAUCUCAUUAUUGAUGGUGUCUUUGCAAGAAGAGAUUUCCAUUAUUUUAGUCUGUCAUCAGCAUCUCGGCUGACAUGAUUAUCUGAUGCACCAGGAAGUGCCCAUCUGUCCUUUUCCUGUGCUUCCAUCAUUUACACACUGUGUUGGAUCACUAAUUGAUUACAACAACGCUUAAGUGUUGGAUCAUUUCAGGAUUAGGAGCAGAUUUGUGUGUCUAUUUGUAUAUUUGUUGUCAUUUUCAGAGCAUUUUGUUGUAAAUUGUUUUCUUUACAUCUUUUGGAUGCUAGAUCAGUGUUAAUGGACAUUUUAUAUAUAUUUUAGUGACAUAUUUUUAUAAUGUUUGUUUGUUUUUGCUGCCUUGAAUAAAAAAAAAUAACUAUUUCCA
Molecule: messenger RNA, 2033 nt
Organism: Dicentrarchus labrax (European seabass)
Lineage: Eukaryota; Metazoa; Chordata; Actinopteri; Moronidae
Gene: tm4sf1
Product: transmembrane 4 L six family member 18
Exons: 4
Coding region: 216-806 (196 amino acids)
Cellular component (GO): membrane
Source: RefSeq, a predicted model, not a curated record